CUGCACGUCAUAUUUAGUUAUCUCGAUUCAUGCCUAACUCCUAACCCUACCCCUUACCUCUUUACUGGUUUCUUUCUUACGGCUUGACCAGGCUUUUUCUUCUUUAUUCUACAACGGCGAUGAUCGGCUGAAGGGAAAAAGCUUCCCGCUCCUUCUUUGUUCUACAACCAGCGACAAUCGGCUGAAGGAAAAAAGAUUUUGUUUUCUAAUCGGCGAUGCAUAGAAGUAGGCUCCUGCAAUCUCUCUUCUUCGCUACGAAACUAAAGAGAAAGGGUGCUUCCUUUACUUCCAGAUCAUCCAAUAUAGGAGUUUUUAUAUGCUUAAAGUGUCGUGAUGUACACAGAAGUCUACGCACACAUAUACCAAAGGAUGUUGAUGCUGUAAAUACAGAAGCUUUUAGAAACAGUAAAAAUGAAGUGUUAAAUUAGCAGUACAAGGUCUGUUAUGCUAGAUACUCCGUAAUAGAUUUGAAAAGAAAGUUUUUGAAGCUGCACUGCGUUAUUAGGACAUUUCUCAAAUUGAGAUCGAGAGAAGCAACAAAUAGGAGAUGAGAAGUUUUAACAAUUCCAUCUGAUCAUUGUAUUGUCCUGGAGCUCUCAUUUGCGGCUUUGCUUCUAUUGAGUGAGAUCAAAGAGGAAGAGAAAAGAUGAAGGAGUGGCAGAUAUGUUUCCAAUUAAAUCAGAAAUGGGAGAAGAUGAGCGUGAAAUUUCUGGGGAAAAAAAGAAACACAGAUGAAGUGAGGAGAUGAAUUACUUGGGAAUUGCCGAAGAAGAAGAAGAUGCAGAUGCAGAUGCAGGGAUAAAGGUUACGAGAAGGAGAGAGCCAAGGGCUUUAUCGACAUUACAGAAACGACGACAACUCAAAAUAGGAGCGGAUGACUCCUAUAAUGGGAAAAAACAUGAAAGCAGAGAAUCAGGAACACGGCUACAAGAAGAAGAUGAAGAAGAAUUAGAAGAAGAGGAGGAAGAAAAGGAAGAAGAGUACCUGGGAGAGCAGAGAGCAGAUGACUACGAUGAUUGCGGAUAAAGCCGUUGACGAUGGAGAUCGAAUCUGCGAUCGGCCAAAGGGAAAGUCGCAGGGGAGAAGUCUGGCGGUUGAUGGAGAGUGGAUUGAUUAUUUUUAGAAGAAGGGUAAUAAGGUAAUCUGGAGUCCUAUUUGUGAAAUAUAAAACUUGUAGUCCUACUUUGGAGUUUUAACCAUGUUUUAGUCCUAUUUAGGAAAAAAAAUUAAUAUAUAAUUGGUCAUGAACUUGGUUGACCAUUAAGUUCAAAGAUGAUAAAGUUUUGAGUGUGUGUGUGUUAGGGAGGGGAUAUUAUAUACUCACUCCGUCCCCUUUUAAAUGUCCCAUUUUACCAUAUUGAGAUGUCCCUAUUUAAUUGUCUCAUACCUUAUUUGGUAAAGUUUGUGUGGCUCAAAAUCAUUCUUACUUUAUUCUUACUUUAUUUUUACUUUAUCUAUUAAUAACAACCACACUAACCUACAUUUCUUAAAACUCGUGCCACCCUCUUCCGGGACAUUUAAAAGGGGACGGAGGGAGUAAUAUGUAGUACAAAAUAUAUUGAUGUUUUUACUUGGAUUGAAAUUUUCGGCCUAACCUUGUCCGGUCUGAACCGGUCUGAACACGUUGAUGAAGUUUGAAACCGUAACCUAACCCUAACCUAUUCGUACGAAGACUCAAAAGACAAAACACGAUGAAGUUCCAACCCUAAAGAGGAAAAGUAACUGAGGUGUUGAAGUGGUAAUCUAAAGAGGGAGACUGAAAAAAGUGAUGAAAGUCAAGGACAAGAUAAUCCUACUGCUGAAGUAGAGAGUGAGAGUGGUGGCAGUGUGCCCUUCAUUGUUGAUUUGGGAUUUGAAGAUCCACUUCUUGAGGCAGAAGCUGGGCUAUUGUUUGAAGAUGAAUUCAACUCUGAAAAUGAAGACGAUGAGGAAUUACAACAUGUCCGUGUACUGCGAAGGAAGUUGGUGACUAAUCAAAAGGGUAUUGGUAAAAGUAAAGGGCACAAAUAUACUGACAACAACAACAUACAUGAAGAAGACUUAGCUGUGGAGGAUGAUGGGAAUGAAAGUGAGUAUUUCACCUCAACUGAUGAAGGCAGUUACAAGUCUGAAGAAGAAGAAGAAGAAGAAGAAGAAGAAGAAGAAGAGGCUGUUAGAAGGAAAAUCAAGUUUCCAAGUUUCAAAACAGAUGACAAAGUUGUGUUCUCAUUGGGAAUGAGCUUUGAAUGCAAAUCUCAAGUGAAGGAUGCAAUAGAUAAAUAUUCUGUGACUAACAGGUAUCCUUACUACUGGGCUAAAAACUGUGCUACCAUGCUUAGGGCCAAGUGUUCAAAUUUAAAUAAAACAUGCACAUGGAUGGUUUACAUUGGGAUAGAUAAUAGAAGUAGUAGUAAGAAAUGGGUUGUAAAGACUUUGAAUACUGAGCACAGCUGCAAUCCAGGGUGGCAAAUACAUAGUCUAACAGCAAAAUGGUUACUCAAAAAAAAUUUCAAAACAAAACCUGGAGUUUCUGAGAUGAAAGUAGCAUCAAUGAAAGAGAUGGUAAAGAAAGAACUAAACUGUGAGGUGUCUCUUGAGAAAAUGAAGAAGGCCAAGUCUAUUCUCGGAAAGAUGGAAAAGGGGGACAUUAAGGAAGAGUACAUCAACUUAGAGGAUUAUAAGGCUGAAAUAAUGAGGUCCAAUUCAGGGAAUACCUGCAUACUUCAGGUCAUGCAGCCCAAUCCAAUUUUUGAAAGGUUUUAUGUCUGCUUUGAGGCUUGCAAGAAGGGGUUCUUAGGGGGGUGUAGGAGGCUAAUUGAAAUUGAUGCAGCAUUUCUAAAGUCUGAAGUACAGGGUGAAAUCCUCACAGCAGUCGCACGGGAUGCAAACAAUCAGAUGUUUCCUAUUACUUGGGCAGUUGUGGGUUCUGAGACUAAAGCUACAUGAAAAUGGUUUUUGGAGAACCUCAUAGAUGAUUUAAAUACUGGGACAGGAGAAGGCUGGACAUUUGUAUCCGAUCAACAAAAGGGAUUGAUGCCAGCAUUAUAUGAUACAUUACCCAAUGUUGAACAUAGAAGAUGUGCUAGACACAUAUAUGCUUUCUGGAGAAGAUCACAUCCUGGGAUUGAGUUACAAAGGCAAUUUUGGAAGUGUUGUAAAUCUACAUCAAAGAGAGAGUUUGAGAUGAAUCUAGAGGUACUGAGAUCUCUAUCUCCCAAUGGAUAUGAAGAGAUUUUGAAAAUAGAUCCAGAGUUUUGGUGUAGGGCUUUCUUUAAUAGGUCUAUCAAAUGUGAAACUGUGGACAAUAACUUGUGUGAAGCUUUUAAUGGAGUGAUAGUGCCUGCUAGGUCUCAGUUAGGGUUUUCUCAAUUGGAAUUUAUUAGAAAGUUGGUCAUGCAAAGGCUUAUCAAGAAUAGGAAUUCAAGGGACAAAUGGAUUGGUCAACUAGGUCCUAGAAUUAGGAGAAGGAUCAACAAAAUAGUUUGAGCAAGCAAUUAUUGGACGGUACUCUUUAAUGGUUCUGAUGGCUAUGAAGUUUCAUGUGGAUCUGAUACCUAUCUCGUUGACUUGGAGGGUAGGAGUUGUUUGUGUGAGCAGUGGGAUGUAUCUGGGAUACCUUGCAAACAUGCAAUUUGUGCAAUUAGGAACAAAGGUCAUCCAAUUGAGGAUUAUGUUUCCCAGUGGUAUAAGAAAGAUAUGUAUCGCCAUACAUAUGCUCACAUGAUGACACCCAUAGUCGGUCCUCUAUUUUGGCCUAAAACAAACUUCACAAUGUUGUCAGCAGAAUUGAAAACUAAAGAACUAGGCCGGUCAAGAAAAAACAGAAUUAAAGAGAUAGGUGAGUACCCUAGGACUGGUAAGUUACCCAAGAGAGGCACAAGUAUCACAUGUCAGCUAUGUUUUGCAAAAGGCCAUAACAAAAAGGGUUGUCCAUCAAAAGAGGUAAUUUUAAAUGGGACAACAACAUUUCCAGUUGAUUUAGAAGGUAGUACUUCAACUCAAACAAACAGAUCAUGUGGACACUGCUCCCAAGAAGGACACACACAAAAUAAGUGCCCUUUGAAGACCAACUCUAAUCAGGUAACCAACAUUGAAUCUGGCACUCCUAUUGAUCCUAUGGAGCCAAUAACUGUUUGAGAGUAGAUUGAAGUCAUAUUUCAUUGAGAAUCAACAAGUGGAGAGAAAUAGUGAAGGUGUAUUUCAAAGUAGGGGAAACAACUCCAUUGCUGCAGCUGGUUUGGAGAGACUAAGGGCUAGGAAAGGAAAGGAGGUUCAAGCCAAUGCAAGAAAAUCCAGGAAAAGAUCCAAUGAGCAAAUUGAAGUGACUGGAGAUGCUUCAACUGCGAGGCAGAGAUUCCAUGAACUAUAUGACUCUAUGGAACCUCCUAAUGAAGAGUAGUUUAGUUUAUCAUUGUAGUAACCUAGUGGACUGUUCCGAUGUUCUGCAAUUGUAAUUAUCAAGCUUGUUUUGGUUAUGAAUUUAUGAUGCUGUUGUACAAGGCUUUUUGUCAUGGAAAAUUGUGAUGGUGUACAGGGGUGUUGAUGUUUUCGAUUUAGGAUAUAUUGUGAUCUUGUUAUAUGUACAAGGAUUAUGUUUUACAAGUGUUUUGUGAAGGAUAUACUCUGAGCUUGUAUAAGGCUGCUUUGGUUAU
Molecule: messenger RNA, 4631 nt
Organism: Cuscuta europaea
Lineage: Eukaryota; Viridiplantae; Streptophyta; Magnoliopsida; Solanales; Convolvulaceae
Source: the annotation of a GenBank genome assembly